AGUUGUAGACAUUUGAUUCGAACAUGUAAUUAUAAUGAAAUUGAUCCAGAACAAACAGCCGAAGAUAAAGCUCUGAGAGACAAAAUAUUAAUGGGCAUCAGAGAUCCAGUUACUAGAGAAGCUCUAUUGAGAGUGGACAAACUUACCCUACAAAAAGCCAUCGAAUUUUGUAGAACUAGUGAACAAAGUAAGAACCAAAAUUUGAAAUUUCAUACCGAAAGAAAAGAUGUAGACAUAGGAGAAGUUCGUAAAGAUAGGUACCAGGGCCAUAGAAAUUAUAAUAACUCUAGAAGUAAAGCGAAUACCAAUGAAAAAUUCAAGUGUAAAAGAUGUCAAUCAACUCAUGGGGCCAGAGAAUGUCCAGCGUAUGGAAAGAAAUGUAAGAAAUGUGGGCUUUUAAACCAUUUUGCAAAGUCGUGUAGAGUGAAGAAUAUUGAUGUCAUAGAUGAAGAUAGCAGUGAUGGAUCAGCUGAUAGUUUUGUAGGAAAUGUCAAUAAAGUAUACCAAAAUGUAAGUAGUCAAAAUAUUUGGGAUGAAAUUAUAGAAAUUGAAAACAAGAGAAUUAAAGUAAAACUUGACACAGGUGCAGAUUGUUCAGACGAAAUAGAACUGGAAGAAGCAUUACGAGCAGCUCUAGAAACUGGCUAUCGUCACAUAGACACUGCCUAUUUCUAUGACAAUGAACACAUAAUCGGCAAAAUCGUCAACGAAUUUAUAACGGAAGAAAAAUUAACGAGGGAAGAAAUUUUUAUUACCACAAAGUUGCCGAUUUUUGGAGUCCACGAAGAUCUUGUUGAAGAAUAUAUGGGGAAGUCUUUGGAAAACUUGCAAAUGGAUUACGUGGAUAUGUAUUUGGUUCAGUUUCCGGUACAUAUGAAUUACGAUGAUGGUUUGGAUAAUCCUCAGUUUGUUGAAACCGAUCAUAUUUCUCUAUGGAAGAAAAUGGAAGAACAAGUGGACGCUGGCCGGACAAAGGCUAUAGGUCUAUCAAAUUUUAAUAUAAACCAAUUAAAUAGAAUUUACAAUGAAGCUAGAAUUAAACCGGCGUGUUUGCAAAUAGAAAAUCACAUAUAUUUACAACAAAGAGAAUUAGUUUAUUAUUGCCAAGACCGCGAUAUAGUCGUUGUGGGCUAUUCUCCCUUUGGGUGUCCAAUGUUUAAUCAAUUUUUAAGCUCAAUAGGAAGAUCACAAAGAGAUAUACCAAAUUUGAUGCAAGACCCCACUGUGAUAGCGGUCGCCGAAAAAUACGAAAAGACCGCAGCCCAAAUCCUUUUACGAUUCCAACUGCAGAGAGAUAUCGUAGUGAUACCGAAGAGUGUGACACCUUCCAGAAUAGAAGAAAACUUUGAUGUAUUCGAUUUUUUGAUCAGCGAAGAAGAUAUGGAACAGCUGUUAGCUCUGGAAGUUGGUGAAGCUGCUCGUAUUGUAGAUUAUUCCGUAUUAUCUCCCAAGUUAGCAGAUCAGCUUGAAUGGCCGUGGCCUACUUUCAGUAAAGCUUCAGAAUAGCGGAAUAUAGGUUCUAAUAUAAUCAUAUAAACACAUUUAUUUUUAAGCACGUGUGACAAUAAAAGUUUCUUUCCA
This is a messenger RNA of Diabrotica virgifera virgifera (western corn rootworm), 1581 nucleotides long. Its product is annotated as 1,5-anhydro-D-fructose reductase-like. The coding region runs from base 91 to 1506 and encodes 471 amino acids. The transcript has 5 exons. The record is from RefSeq and is a predicted model, not a curated record. NCBI's taxonomy places the organism in Eukaryota, Metazoa, Arthropoda, Insecta, Coleoptera, Chrysomelidae. Gene Ontology annotation, cellular component: cytosol. Gene Ontology annotation, molecular function: aldose reductase (NADPH) activity.